CCACUCUCUGUCUCGCCUGCGUCGCCGGCGCCUCUCCCUAGCUCGUGUCGCUGGUGCCUCUCCCUUGCCCGCGUCGCCAGUGCCUCUCCCUCGCCCACGUCGCCGGCGCCUCUCCAUUGGCUCCGUCGUCGGUGCCAAGAUCUCAUUUUUAUUCUCCGGUGACUGAUUUCGAGUGCGUCGGCUCGACCUACAACGACCUUCCUCCACUCCAACGCCAUGCGGACGAUGCCAUGGAAGGGCCACCAUGACCAGGAGCAGGACGACGCCUUGGAAGGUUCACCGAUAGGAGCAACUACGUACGGUCUGGUCUUCUCCACUAACAGGGAUAUCGACAUGGAGGUCCGCCAUGGAAGGCCUGGAGCUCGUCAUGGAGGGUCCCUCCUCUCUCUUCCCCUCCCUCUACUCUGUUGGUUGGUUGGACGGAAGACCACCGCUCGUCAGGCUCUGCUUCUUCCACCGCUGCUCCCCUCCCACCAUAGUGCCACAGACGCUAUGCCAAGCACGGAAGGGGUGGAUGCCAAUACUCUUAGAAUGGUCAUUGGAGCAAUAUACACAACAGUGAUGUUUGUCGGCAUCAACAACUGUGCAACCGUUCAACCAAUUGUUUUAAUCGAGAGAACAACUUGUACAAAGAGAGGGCUGCUCCAUUGCUCAGCUACUUAUGCAGCGAAGGUACAGGUUCUAGAUGGCUCUGUAGACAGUGAGAAUGAGGAAACUCAAACUCAUGAAGAUUCUAAUGAGGAAAUCGAUUAUGAUAAAUAACAACACAGCUGCAGCCUGCAGGUUCUAUUUUUUGGUGAGAAUGGAACAUAAUGUUGGUGACUGGACAUGAAAAAGGAGAAAGUACAAUGUCUCUAGAUUAUGAAGUACCUGACAUGGGUUCCUGCAAUCAAGCCUAUAUCAUUGCACGGACAAUAUCCUCAACCUGCUUCAUCAUAGCACAAAAAGAUGAUGGGCGUGGUUGAAAAGCAAUUGAACGACAUCCAAUAGUCAUCACAAGUCACCUGCUUCAUAAACAGAACAUGAACUUGCUGAAUACAAACCGUUAAGUCAAGGAGGCAAUGAGCUCUUUUAUGUGUUUUAUGGAUCAUGUACAGACAGUAUAACAACAACACUUUCUACGACGUAGCCGAGCUUUCCUUUCUUGCAAAAGAAUAGACAGACUAUCUGUCUCCUAUUCUUAAAAGCUAAAACCGGAAAAAAAAUGAGGGCAAAUUUAUUUGCACCUUCAAACAAUGAAUGGGGGCAGAGGCGCAUUAUCUGUACAAUGGCAUCCAAAUGUUGCUUUUCAUCACAUGCAAAAUAAAAUAAAAAGGUCACACAGGUCUUUCUCCUGUGCUCUA
This is a messenger RNA of Triticum aestivum (bread wheat), 1343 nucleotides long. RefSeq lists its product as uncharacterized. The transcript is spliced from 5 exons. The record is from RefSeq and is a predicted model, not a curated record. Bases 217 to 762 code for a protein of 181 amino acids. Gene Ontology annotation, molecular function: ABC-type transporter activity. Gene Ontology annotation, cellular component: membrane. Lineage: Eukaryota; Viridiplantae; Streptophyta; Magnoliopsida; Poales; Poaceae.